This is a messenger RNA of Spinacia oleracea (spinach), 4217 nucleotides long. RefSeq names its product pre-rRNA-processing protein las1. Bases 88 to 2001 code for a protein of 637 amino acids. Gene Ontology annotation, biological process: maturation of 5.8S rRNA; maturation of LSU-rRNA. The record is from RefSeq and is a predicted model, not a curated record. The transcript is spliced from 10 exons. NCBI's taxonomy places the organism in Eukaryota, Viridiplantae, Streptophyta, Magnoliopsida, Caryophyllales, Amaranthaceae. Gene Ontology annotation, cellular component: preribosome, large subunit precursor; Las1 complex. Gene Ontology annotation, molecular function: endonuclease activity.
AAUUGGGGGAAAUGAAGGGUUUGGGGUUUAAGGUCUAACUAAAAUUGCUCCACCAAAUUGAACCACCACUUCAGAACCUCGUCGUCAAUGGAGUCACUACUUGAGCUGCAGGAGACGAAUUCAAACCUCGCCGAAAACCAGAAGCUGGUUCCAUGGUUGAAUUGGGAAGAAUGGGAUUUCGUCAGACUCUCUCUAUUUUCCUCUUCACCUCAAUCCAUCGCCAAAGCUCUUCGUAGAAUUGCGGCUUGGCGAUGCCGAGGGUGUUUACCAGUUGUGAUUGAAGUUUCGGCUUCGAUUGUUGAAAUUCAGCAAAAAGAUCAUCACUUCAGUGAGGGGUUUAGUAAUGGAGCUUCUGAAUCAGAGGAAGUGUUGGCUAUGCUUUACACUAUGGCUAUUAUGAGGCUUGUGAAUGCUGUUAUUGAAAAGACACGUAAGAAAGAAGAGAUGUCAAUAGCUGAAGCAGCUGCAAAAAUCAACAUGCCGCACAUGCUGAUUGAUAUUCGUCAUGAGGGUUCACACCGGGAGCUUCCUUCUCUUCGGCUGCUUCGUUCAGCCUCUAUUAAGGCACUGAAUUGGUUAAAAUCUUACUAUUGGGAUUCUCAGAAGAACGCAAUUCCUUACCAAAGUGGCGAAAGUGUUAAUGUCAGGAAGGAAAUCAGGUCUAAAUUACGUGAACUGGCAUUCAGUUUGAAAGUCAAGCAAAACCCUGAGUCAAGUUCUUUACGAGUCAAGGGGAACCGUGUUAAACAUCAUGAACAAAUGGUAGGUGCUAUUAUUCAUGGGCGCAAUAAGUUUUUGUCUGUUGUGGCUAGCAAAGCCCAAUCUUCUAAAUAUGUAGGAUCUAAGAAACAGAUAACGAGGACUAUGAAAAACCUUGUUCGAUUAUAUUCUUUCUUCUCGUCAGAUGUGGUCUCUGUGUUGCUGGAAUUCUUACUCGAUUCAUCGUACUCAUUAGACUUGGUGAAUUCUCCUGAAAACAUUCAGAUAAAUUUGAGCUUAGAUGUUGCACAGGCUGUAUUUGAUGAAUGGAAGCCUGUGAUAAGUAAGGUCUGCAAAAAGGAACCAGAACUACUUCUGAGCUUAUUAAAAGCAGUUCUUGACAUGAUUGAGUCUCGAAAAAUCAUUAGAGAAGAUUCCGGCCAUAAACAUUUCAGCAUAUUGCAAUAUGACCCAGAGAUGCAACAAAUGGGAGUUCUUUCUUCACUUUUUAAGUGGCUGGUGCUAGUUCUCAAAGGUCUAAAACUAACUCAACAUGAACCUCAAGAAAACACAACAGAUACCACAGUCUGUGUUCCUAAAACAACCCUGAUUGAACUUGUGAGGAGAUGUUUCCACAUCUCUGAUCCUGAAAAUCAAGACAUUCUAGAUUCAGCCAUGCUGCUAGCAGAAAUGGUUCGUGAUCGAUGUCUGAGUGAGAAGCUCGGCAAAUUAUCUUCCCUCACUAAAAAACUUCACCCAAGACUUGUUGCAGAUGUUGCUUCAGGUGUCAACACCAUUGAUGUUAUUACUCAAGAGGGGUAUAUCCGUCAAGCUGCAGAGAAGUUGGAAUUAGUUAAACGCCGUAAAAUCAGCAAUUCAGAUGUUUCAACCACUCAGGAUGAUGAUGGUGUUAUGGAAGGUUCAAGUAUUUGGACCGUUGCUAAAUCAUGGAACCCGUGCCCUAUAGGGAUGUUACCUCGGGCCGUGGGAUCAUCGGGUUGUCUACCCGUUCUUGACCGGGCCACUGAUUGUGAUACUGAGAAACAUCUUGAAUUAAGGCAAUCUAGUAGUAAAACAGAAGCUGCCUGUGAUUUGGAGACAACAAAAGAAUUCAGGGUUGGCAAAGAGUUACAGAAUUCUGAAUUGGUAUUUCAUGGGAUUGACAAUUCAAAAACUGUUCCAUCAUUUGAUGGGAUUGAAGGUUUCCUUUUAAUUGGCGGGGAUUGGCAAAGAGUGGGAUAUCAAGAUAUUCAAGAGAUCAAAUCCCACAUUGGUAUUUUGGUGACUAAUAGAAAGAGUUGAAGAAUGGACUACCCAAUCAUUCAUAUCCAAUCUUGCUUGGCAGCCAUGGAAAUCUAGUACAGCAGUACUGCAGAACUGCACUGUACUGCAUGAUAGUAUGAUAUGGUACAAAAGUUCAAGGAGUUGUACAGAGUCAUCUCUCAGUUUGUUGUACUAUCAAAUGAUGAUUUUGUACUAACUUGGGAAAGUUGUACAACUGAUCUUUUAGUUUGUACUACUACUUAUGUCCCUGUCUGUAUCUUAUACUCCAUCUGUUUCUUUUUGUUCUUUACGUUUUUUCGUUUUUGGGUGUCCUAUUUUAAUCUUUACGUUUGGAGCGAAACCCCUUUGUUCAAAGAUUAAUUUGUACAACAUGGAAAAAGUUGUACAUUUUUUUUUUUUUUUUUUUGAAAAGGAAAGGUAUACAGAAGUUAGUAUUCUCUCAAGACUAUAUCUCAACUUAUCUAAGGAAAUAAAAUAAGAAAAUGUAUUGUCUAUGAAAAAAAAAACCAAUAUCUAGGUGACUUGUAAUGUGAUGACCAAUGGGUGCUACGUAAUCAACAACACGAUUAGCUUCUCGAUAUACAUGUCUUGAAUUAUGGUUGUUGAAACUAAAGAGCAGUUGUUUCAUGUCGUCCAUAAGCAGCUGUAUUUUCCAUGGACAACGAGCUAUUUGUUGCAAAAUCUGAAUUAUAAGUAAAUUAUCUCCCUCAAUGAAAAUAUGUUGUAUAUUGUUUUCCAUUGCCAUUAAUAAGCACCCUAAAUAGAAUUCAGCACUACCCACAAUUAAGUAGUAAUAUGCAACCUAAUAUUAUAAUUUGCUCUGUUCUUUAACUUUGAUUCUCAUCUGGAGAUUCCGGCACCUGGUCUCGAAAGUUCCGAAAAUUUCCGACAGUCACAUAAGCAGUUUGAAACCAACAAAACUGGUUAGAUGGUCAUUUAAAUGCUCGGAAUGACAUUGAUUCAACAACAUACUUUUUAUGAGAAAAAUUGACUAAUAUAUCAUUUAAAGUCGAAUUAGAUGGCUUUAACCAUCAGAUAUACCUCUCGGGGUCCCAUAAGGUAUAUGUGAAACGUUUGGACCACUAACUAUACGAGUUCCGAAUUAUUAAACGCUUUUACGAUAUCUAUAAUUUUAUUGUAGACUGUCAUAGCCUCCAUGAGCCAAUGAUAUGAUUUACCAUCUUGACUAAGGUGCAUAUUUAGAUAAAAACCAAAAAAGUGAUGUUUUUUUUAUUAAACUUUAAUUAAUUAUAGCCAUUACUAUGAUUUAUGAAGAUCAAAGGUGUUGGUCAAUUUAAGCAAGUUUCCAAAAAGAAAAAUAGGAAAGUAUAAGAGUGAAGCGAAAGUAACUCAAAUAAUAAUGAAUACACUUUAAUUUACACGCAAACAACCCCAAUUUAUUUUAUUUAUUUUAAAUAUUUAUAAUUCUUUAAAUUAAGAAAUUGACCCAAGUUCCUUGGGGCCCACUCUUACGUGAUUCUUUUCUUCAAAAUCUGGCUCCAAAUUAAUUCAACCUCCAUAACUAAAAUAAAAAUAAAAAAAUAAAAAAAUUACUCCAUAAUAAAUUAAAUAAAUAACCAGCAUUUCCCUCAAAAGAUAAAUAAAUAACCAGUAUAAAAAAAUUUAAUAGACUCCCAAGUAAAUAAUAUAACCAAUGAAAAUAAAUACAAAUAAAAUAAACUCCAAAAGUCCCAAUUAAAUUUUUUAAAAAAAAAAAAACAAAAAAACUCCCAAAAUCCCAAGCAAAUAAAAAUAAAAUAAAUAACCAAUACAAAAUUAAAUUAAAUUAAAUUAAAUUAAAUUAAAUUAAAUUAAAUUAAAUUAAAUAAAAUAAAAUAAACUCCCAAGUAAAUGAAAUAAUAAAAUAAAAUAAAUAUUUAAUAAAUGGUAUAAAUCCAAAAAUCCCAUGACACAAAUAAAAGCUUUCUUCUUCCUCUGUGGUCUAACCCUUCUCCCCCCACAAUCGUAACUGGUGAGCAAAAUUUCACCCAAUUUACUAAUUGUCUUUCGAUUACUAUCAAAUUAUAACACAAAACCCAGAAAUUUGAGCGUAUUUUCAAUUGAUUUCUUGGUGCAAUUUGGUUGAUCGUUUAGUGGGUUAAAUUAUAAACAAAGGGUUUUUGUUUGAUGGUUGGUAAUUUUUCAGGUUUAGAAAUUUUUUUGGUGGGAGAUCUGAUGUUCGCGCUAAUUAAUAGUUUCGACUCACAAGAUCAUGAUGGCCCUAGAUAAUCGAG